UUCCCGGAAGAGGCUCCCAGCAAAGCACUAACCUUCAAAAACUCACGUGGCGUUUGCAGUCUGGGAGGGACAGUCACAGAAAGGAAAAAGAGAAAAGUUUCUGUUGUUGUUGGAAGUCUUAUGUUGUUUUGCCUCCGCGCUUUACAGAUUUGGCGCAGUUGCUGUCUGGUCGGAUGCUGCAAACCAGAGAUACUAGUAUUGGACAAUAGCAAAAUACCCUGAACCUGCUCUGCUAGCGGACCAGGCUUGUUUCCUACAUUGAGCGAAAAUGACUUCUGGCAGAACUGGCUUGCGUCUGGCUGCUUGUCUGCUAAACAUUUCAGAAGGAAGAAGAAAGGACGUUGUUGAGAAAGUAGCAAGAGCUGCGGUUUGUGAGGAUAACGGUAAGAAUAAUCCUCUCCCAGCAACUGUGCUUAAUAUAUUUUCUGACUAUGACUAUAACAGGUCCGUCAUAACUAUUGCAGCUCCAGUUGACAGACUGGAUAUAGCAGAGACCCUGGUCUGCCGUGUUCCUGGAUGCAGCAUAUUUCUUUUUGGGCAAGCUCAUCUCCCAGAGAAGCAAAGUCUGGUUCAAAGAAGAAAACAGCUGGGAUGGUUUAACCGUAGAGCUUUCAAUGCAGCCACUGUUAUCCCCGAUGUAGGACUGUCGCCUACCUUAAGACAUGGUUUAACAGGGGUCGGGGCCAGCCCUUACGUGAUGAAUUGCAACGUGACGGUCGACACGCGAGACUUGGCUACGGCCAAGGCAAUCGCAGGCUCCGUCCGGGGCAGUAGUGCCGGAGGCCUGGAGGGCGUGCAGUCGAUGGCUUUCCCACACAACGGGCAAAUCGAAAUAGCGUGCAAUGUGGAAAGCUUUGAGGGCCAUGACACCAGGUGGGCCGCGGCCGGCCAAUCGGGAUAUGUUUCCUACAGCAUUCUCGGGAGAACGUAUCACUACGUGUCGCCUUGGCUGAUAGAAGCUUCCAUUCAGAAGGCGGCUAGAGACCGCGGAGUAAGCACUGUUGGGACCGCGCUGGUUGGGUUUACGCCGGAGGAAUGCGCACGGUGCGCUGCCUACGCAUUGACAAGCGGUGUCCGUGAAUUCUGGAGGGUGCGGGGCGGCGUUUUCAUGUGAUAGCUUUGCUGUUUGCUGGUUUUAAAUCGGGGUGGAGAACCUCAGACCCUGGAGUGUCAUGUGACUCUCCAAGGCUCUCUUCAUGCCCUCUCCCCAGACAGACUGUUGCCCCACUCAGUGAUCCUCAAAUGUUUUUGCCUGGCUGGAGCGCAUCAUUGAACUCUGACCCUGGCUCUAGCUUGCCUGUAGGGAGGAUGGAAAGGGUUGUGGCAGAUUGUGUGGAAAUUAGCCUACUGUACAAAGGUAAAAAAAAAAAUUACACUACAGUAAUUGCUGUGCCCAGUUUUACCUCUGGUGCUGCCCACCGCUGGUAUGAAACUUCCAGAAACCUGCCAUCACUGUUUAAAAUUCUUCUCCUUGCUAAUUCCAAGGCAACCUUUGGGGGCCAGGAGACUAAUGUAUCCUGGCAAAGUAGAAGACCGUUAUAUGUGCAUUUAUGUGGAGUGUAUCCAACUAACACUUUGCUCAGAAUUAGGACAUCCUGGAUUAGACCAGAAGUUCAUCCUUUUUUCACAGUGGCCAACCAGAUGCCUAUGGGAAGUCUGUAAGCAGGACUUGAAUGC
Molecule: messenger RNA, 1677 nt
Organism: Lacerta agilis (Sand lizard)
Lineage: Eukaryota; Metazoa; Chordata; Lepidosauria; Squamata; Lacertidae
Gene: FTCDNL1
Product: formiminotransferase cyclodeaminase N-terminal like
Exons: 5
Coding region: 269-1114 (281 amino acids)
Molecular function (GO): transferase activity; folic acid binding
Source: RefSeq, a predicted model, not a curated record